AUGGCCAGCAGCAAUCACAGUACUAAUUGUGUUAAUACCUCAGAUGAGGAGGACUUUUCCUCCAAUGAGGAAUCUAGCUUGGAUAGCAUGGAGACAACAAAAUCUGCACUGGGAAAGCUGAGACUGGAUGAACUUCAAAUCCUCCAAGAUGGUCUAAAUGAUUGGAAGGAAGCUGACACAAACAAAAGGGCCUCACUGAUGGAGGGCAUUCAGAACAAAAUCAAAUGGCUGGAUGCCAACAAGAGCCUCAAACAAAAUGAAUGGAAUAGAAAAUGGACAGCCAUCAAGAACUGGAUGUAUAACAACAGUCAGGUCCCAUGCAUGGAAGGCCCUGGUCAACAUAAGAAGGAUAUCCAGCAAGUACUUGUGAAGGCUGGAAUACAUCCUGGGACAUCAGCUAUGAUCAAACACUAUCAGCCAGCUGUUCAGAAGGUAGUCCAGUCAUUGACCAAGGCUGAAUUGGACCAGGCAGCCUGUUUGGUGAAAGAGUGGAAUGAGAGAAAGUUGCCACCUGAAGCCCAGGCAGAGGUGGCAACAAGUAAGGGCCAGAAGUAUGCAAAACAGUUUGCAUAUGACAUGUGGAAGCAGUGUGGGAUGAGGGUGGUGAUCAUGUCAGCAUGGAAGGAUAAGGAAGGCAAAGUGAUGGUUGGAGUGAAUGACUUCAAUGACAAGCUGGGUGAUGGAGAGCUCUAUUCAGAUUGGGAAGACCUUCAUGGAAAGUGGUCAGCCUACACAAAGAAUGCCUUUGGGGCCAAUGGUAUGGAGGAUGGCAGCAGAGAGGAUGAGGCUGGUCAAACCACAGUAAAAGCAUGGAAAGGAAAAAAGCAGUCUCAAUUCUCCCUGUCCACCAAUGAUGAUGGCAUGCCCAUUCUUCCAAAUCUCUUGGACUUACAGACACUGGAAUUAAAGGACAUCAUGAGGGUGUUUGCUUGGCUUGUAGGAAGACGAAUGCCAGUGUACCUUGGGCUGCAAUAG
Messenger RNA from Pisolithus orientalis, 975 nucleotides. RefSeq lists its product as uncharacterized. The record is from RefSeq and is a predicted model, not a curated record. The coding region runs from base 1 to 975 and encodes 324 amino acids. NCBI's taxonomy places the organism in Eukaryota, Fungi, Basidiomycota, Agaricomycetes, Boletales, Pisolithaceae. The transcript has 6 exons.